AGGGAAGCCAAGUGAUCAAUUUUGGGCAACAUGAAGAUCGUGGCGCUUGUUAGUGGCGGCAAAGACAGCUGCUACAACAUGAUGCAAUGCGUCGCCAACGGACAUGAAAUUGUAGCUUUGGCGAACCUUAAACCGCCAGCUCAAUCGGGCAAGGAUGAACUCGACAGUUUCAUGUACCAAACCGUCGGCCACGAUGCCAUCCAUUUUUAUUCGGAUUGCAUGGAUGUUCCACUGUAUCGACGGGAAAUCCUAGGGGAAUCCCUGCUGCAAGGAUCGGACUAUGUUGAGACAGAAUGUGACGAAACCGAAGAUUUGUAUCUUCUUUUAAAAGAUGUUUUGAAUCAUCAUCCUGAAGUACGCGGUGUCUCUGUCGGAGCAAUCCUUUCCAACUAUCAGCGCGUCCGCGUCGAGCAUGUAUGCAAUCGUUUAGGUUUAACGUCGCUCGCUUAUUUAUGGCAACGCGACCAAAAGGAAUUAUUGGCAGAAAUGGCCAGUGCAGGGGUCAAUGCCAUCUUGAUCAAAGUGGCUGCGAUGGGGUUGAAGCCUGUCCAUUUGGGGAAGUCCAUCGGACAGAUGUUUCCGAUGCUUUGCGCCAUGAAUGAAAAGUACGAUUUGCAUAUCUGCGGCGAAGGUGGAGAGUACGAAACAUUCACCAUUGAUUGUCCUCUUUUUAAAAAAAGAAUCUCUGUUGAAGAAACCGAAACGAUUGUGCAUUCCGAUGACGCUUUUGCUCCUGUAGCGUAUCUGCGGUUCCUGAGAUGCUCUGUGGUAGAAAAGACAGCAGAAGAGAGACAAGCCCAUCCGGAAAAUGUAACGGUUCAAGAUUGGAAGGCGUGGCCAGAUUAUGAAACCGUCAAGUCCGCCGUCCAGAACAUGCCAUUAAAAGAAAAGGGCCGGCUCAAGGAGAUCGAUGCACAGACUACUGAAUCCUCGGACGACAUUCAUUCACUGCACGAUGUACGUGAACGAGCACCGUUUUAUUCUAUUGCCGGCACAACAGCUUAUGAUCACGAUGCAUCACACAUUUUUGCGGAUAUCCAAGAGGAGACCAAAGCAUGCAUGACAGCAGUACAAGAUAAAUUGCGUGCUGCCGGUCUUGACUGGCGUGAUGUUGUUAUGGUGAAUGUCCUCGUGGCUGAUAUGCAACAUUUCCAACAUGUCAAUGCUUUGUAUAACAAAUUCUUCGGUAUCAACCCCCCGCCGCGGGCACUUGUGGCCACGCAGUUAUGCAAACCUGCCCAAUUACAGAUCGAUGUAACGGCGGCCAAAGGCGUCCCAAGGGAAACGAUGCACGUUCAAGGUAUCUCUUAUUGGGCGCCGGCCAACAUUGGACCGUAUUCGCAGAGUGUGGUGGUCUCGGAUCAUGUCUUUGUUGCUGGUCAAAUCGGUUUGGAACCAUCAUCGCUCCGUCUACCUGAACCACGAUCAUUUGCAGAGGAAGCAUCACUGUCACUACGAAAUCUCGAAUCCAUCGUCACCACACUCAAGCUAUCACUCAAAACCCAAAUCAUGCUGUGUUACUGCUACGUCAGUCGUCCCGAAUUUCUUCCUCUGGCCGAAGCCGGCUUCAAAGCUUAUAUGGAAGAUGGAACCAACCCACCUACUGUAUAUGUGGCUGUAUCGGGAUUACCGAAAAGCGCCAUGGUUGAAUGGCAAGUCAUCCUGUAUGCAGAUCCGCCACAGGCACUUUAUGGCGACAAUGAUGACGACGACGACGAUACAGAUAACGAUUCGAAUGAUAACAAAAUUUCCACAAAUAACCUCGCGCAACUUGGCGUAUAUGCAACGGAUAAGCGGAUAGAUAAUGAUAACUCGAUGGUGGAGUUACGAUUGCAAGGCAAAUAUCGUGCAACGAUGGUGACUGCCACGCUAUCCUCGAAAAAAUCGUCCAUUUCGGUUGAGGAAAUUGUCAAGGAUCUGGUUGGUGGGUUAAAUGAGAGCUUACGUCUUUGCGACCAAUCAUGGUCGUCGGUCUUGUCGAUGCGAUUAUUUUAUAUCGAACAAGUUGCAGAAAACAGUGUGAGACAAGCUCUCGAUAUGGAAUUAUCGCAUUACCUCACGGAAUCUCCCGCCAUCACCAUGGUAUCAGCGCAGGCCGUCGGCAAGGAUGGUGAAGGCAUCCUUUCUUGCACUCUGCAUCUUAUUUCAUAGUCACAACAAACAUUAACAUUCAUGUCAUGAGAGACAUGUCCGAACGGUGUUGAUGUGAUACCAGCGUUAAUUGUGACAGAUUGGGUGGUCAUUAUUCCGUUGUCCCUUACAUAUGCGAUUUAGCUCCAUAAUAAUCACUGAGAUAAAACCAACAUCAUCAUUUGCCCCCUGAACGGCAUGUGAUGAUUUUUUUUUUAAAAAAAAAGAUACCAUUCGCAUGAUAAGUCAUGGUGAUGAAGGAAAAAUCCUAAAUGUCGAUGCUGAGCUGAAGCCGGAUAAUUUGGC
Molecule: messenger RNA, 2436 nt
Organism: Radiomyces spectabilis
Lineage: Eukaryota; Fungi; Mucoromycota; Mucoromycetes; Mucorales; Radiomycetaceae
Exons: 15
Coding region: 31-2151 (706 amino acids)
Biological process (GO): protein histidyl modification to diphthamide
Molecular function (GO): diphthine-ammonia ligase activity
Source: RefSeq, a predicted model, not a curated record